CCUGAAUUGACAGCCGGGACACAUACUGUAUAAUAUACUAUAUAAUAUAGUUACAUAGCAGAGCAGAUAUGUAUUUGUAAGGACCAUGGCGCACUACUGGAUUUUGAUUUUCUCGUUCGGCGUCGCUAGUCCCCAAUACAUCAACACUGAAGCUGGCGACAUUCCUUCAGAACCUCUCCCUUACUACCUCGGCCUUCCCUACAGGACUGACUACGAACUCGCCUACCAGAACGACCCUUACUGCGACCAUGACAAAAACGAGCGCACGAGACGAACCGUAGAGGCAACUGAUAAAGAAAAACGCUGGUCUGUUAAUGCGGUCGAAGAAAAAAAAGAGGAAACUCCCGAAGCAUUCACAGACGAUAAUUCCACCGAAAUCCUCAACGCCAUGGAGAAGAGAAGCUUUAGCCCGUGGGGUGGAAAACGAUCAGACCUAGAACGGAUGUGGUCUUGGAAACGUUCGCCGAAUAUUCGAGAGCCCAGCAUGCCUAAGCGAGUACGCUUCAGUCCUUGGGGCGGCAAACGAAGUGGUCAAAUGAUCUUUAAGCCGGAGACGCGAAACAAUAGAAUUAUCUCCGCUGCUAUUCCGGAGCUAACGAAGAUAAUUUCAAACUACCCACCGGGAGACAGCCUAAGCGUAGCCGGCAUGCAUUUCACGCAAGACAAGAGGCAAUCCAUCAAGGUGUUACCUUUAAACAGCCAAAUGGACGAGACUAAUUACCGGGAAGUGCCUUUUAAAACUUUCCUGGAAUCCCUACCCAAGUUAUUCAAACCGGGGCAGACUUACUCCAACCUGAAGAAGGAUGGCAAGAGGAAGCUGAAGUUUAGCGCGUGGGGAGGGAAGCGAGCUCCGCCCAUUAUUGGACCGAUCUGGUCUCCUACGUCGCCAGAUGCGAAGGACGCGGCUUUGGACACGAUAGUCCUGCUACGAGACCCUCAGAAGACAUAAAUGCCCACAACCUAGGUAUCCGGUAUGAUAGUCCAAUCUUUAACAAAAUGGCUGGAUUUGUUAAAGACCACCAAUGCAAUUAGUUUAAUUUGUAAUUUCUAACUCCUUCAAGGAAGUUUCCAAUAACCCUGUCCACUAUAAUAACUGUCCGAAGCGAAGCUUUAUAGAUUAUAUUAAAGCAAGGGUGGCCAACACGCGGCCC
Aricia agestis (brown argus) is the source of this 1151-nucleotide messenger RNA. RefSeq lists its product as uncharacterized. The transcript is spliced from 2 exons. Bases 86 to 949 code for a protein of 287 amino acids. Lineage: Eukaryota; Metazoa; Arthropoda; Insecta; Lepidoptera; Lycaenidae. The record is from RefSeq and is a predicted model, not a curated record.